GUGAAGCUCGUGUGUACCGGCGAGACUGACAAGCUGACUGCAGAAGAAAGGCAUAAGUAUCGACGCCACCCGCUGCGGCAGCAGGCAGUCCGGCUGGCCGACCGAAUCAGUCGCCUGAUCUGGAACACACUGAGCCAAAGCAGACAGCGAUGGUGGCGACCGGCGCAGGUCAUGGACAUGAUCCAAGACGUGCUCCAGGUCCAGCUCCACUUCGUCGAGAAGGAACAGCUCGCGCAGUCCCUAGGAACUAACAAGCUCCAGCCCCAAGCAUCGCCGCUGCUGCCGCAUCCAAGCAUGCUGCAACCAAAGAUGCUCUUCGCGGGGUGUGCCGCGUUGACAGAUGACUUGCUGAACCGUGCCGCAGCGCUCUCGUGGCAGCUGGAGCCCAGCUUCGCUGCCGCGAGUCGUCGCCAACAGCAUCGCACAGGUUUCAUGUCAGCGAGCAUGCCCCGCAUUACGCUGAAACAAUACCUGCAGCAUCUGUACCGGCAACUCAUGACUCGAGACCUUGGCGAAGCGACACCUUUGCCCUGCAGCGUCCUGAUCACCGCAGCUGCGCUGCUGCAGCGACUCCAACACGCUGCCCCGGAAGUCUUCAAUCCUUUCAGCCUGCACCGCCUCUGGGCCACGGCAUUCACGCUAGCAUACGCGUGGCUCGCAGAUCUCUCCAUUCACUGGCCCACAAUGGCAGCGCUGACAGGCUACCAAAACGGUCUGGAGCUCGAGCGCACGACGGCCCUCUUCCUGCAGCUGAUCGACUGGCGCUGCUUCGUCUCGCAAGAAACCUACCAGCUGACGUAUGCGAUGAACCGGAGCCAUGACCUGACGGCCGCGUGA
Molecule: messenger RNA, 837 nt
Organism: Symbiodinium sp. CCMP2456
Lineage: Eukaryota; Dinophyceae; Suessiales; Symbiodiniaceae
Source: the annotation of a GenBank genome assembly